CACGGUGGGCGAAAGUGCUUUUCGGACUUGAUUCCGGUGGCGAUCAUUCGAUCGAAGUGUGAGCUCCGCUCUUUAGUCUCUAACGCGAUAUACUGAAUUGGGGAGUGUGCCUAGUAGGUGUCCUUACUGGAGUGGAAGAAAGUAUGGCUUUGAAGGCUUGUUUGUGAUGCGUAUACCACCUUACAUGAAACGUUUCGCUGCACAUUGGGAAAGCCGAUGUUAUUUUUUUUAGUGUUUUGAUUAUUAUUGCCUUCAACUCAAACUUAGUUGCUAUUGUGGGGUAAAUAGUUGCGAAUUAUGUGCAGAUUUUUUUUUGAUGUUUUGCUACAAUUGCUAACUGAAUCGAGGCGCGCUUUUCGAUGAGCACCGGAAUUUAGUAGUUUGAGUUGGCGGAAAAGUGAUAUGCACCAAAUUGGUAUAACUAAACCUGAUUGGUGAAUGAAGGUAAACCCAUAAUAGCGUUUCCCGGAUUAAUUUUUUUCAUACUCGGACUGUACCAAUCUGCGGAUCGUUGUUGCAACUGGAUUGUAUUCAGCUCCAUCGACGGCGGAGGAAGCUCAAACCUGUAUCGGUUGCAAUUGAAAAGUGUCCCACAUUGCGGGUUUUUGCUUACUCAGGUGUUUAUUGUGCAUUCUGUCUCUUCCGAUGUACAGCUCUGUGUGACGUCUCCCUAGCUUGGUGAUCCAAAAAGACUGAUCGGAAGUGUUCCUCCCGUAUUAGUGUCUGUGAAUGUGUUUAUCGUUUAUGCAGUUGCUGAUUGGAUCUAAAUAGGAAAAUUGCAAAUAGCUUGACAACUGGAACAUCGUUGAAAAUUGAACAACUGUUGAACGAGUUGGAGUGAAUGAUAGCUAGCACAGCUUUAAAUGUUUACAAAUAUAUUGAGUGAUUUCAUCUGGAUUGAGUGGAGCGAUCUGUUGAACAAUUGAACCUGUGGUUUUGAAUUUGCAUUCAUGCUUGUUGGAUCAAGGUUAUUGCUGUAAAACGCUCGAGGUCCAACUGCCGGAAUCCAGCUGCAGUCCAGUGAAACUGGGUCUCGAACUAAAAUAGUAGUACCAGAUCGGGAUAUCUUCAAAGAAAAAAAAAAGUGCUCCCCGCACUGAUUUUUAAAUAAGUGGCAAAGUGGAAGAAAUUAUCUUCAGCUUAAAUCAAUCUCCAACGCUAUCCCGUGAAAAGGCGUGUGGAAGAAUGCUGAUAAAAGCCGUGGUAGCAAAACAAAUUGAUGUUCCCGCAUUGAAUCAAUUAUUGCUGUUCCCAUCCUAAUAUGUUCAUCAUCUUUUGUACAUAAUCGUGGAUGAACGGCUUCCAAGUUAGUUUUAGGCCGAAAAAGUGUGCGGCUAAUGUCUAUAAGUGAACUAAUCUCACCGCGAAGAAGAGUAGAGCAAAAUCGAAUUAGCUACUACAUGGGUGCGUGUUUGAAAGAGUGAAAACAAAGAGAAAAAAAUCCGACACAUCAGUAGGAAGUGAGGCAUAAAAAUUCAGUCCCAGGUGAUGGACCCGGUUUGAUUUAAUAGAAUCAUUUUGGGGCGAAAAAUUUUGUUCAUCAACUGUGGUGCCGGGACCCUGGGCGCGUGCCAUUUGCGAGGAAUGGGGAUCGCAAUCCUACCGCAAUAAUAAUCAAUCAAAAGUGGACCACAAACGGGGAAAACAAUCAAAUCUGGCCAUUGGCCGCCAGGUGAAAACCAACAAAAGGGAAGCAGAGAUACAAUUCGGACCCGAGAGAUGGGAAAUGCGAUUAGUAGUGCUUAUGAGGCCACGUUGCCCAGAAGGUCUCAACAGCAGCGGCAACAGGAACAGCAAACUCAACACCACAACAGGUACUGUUUCGAUGCCAACUGUAAUGGGAAACGGUGCAACUAUGGGACCUCUGGAGCCUAUACGAUGCCCAGGAUUGGCCAGAGACAUCAAACCGAACAACAACCACAACCGACGCAACAAAAUCCAGAGAGCUCCCGAAUGCUGUUCCUGCUUUACCUGAUACACCGAACGUGGAAUGUUGUGGUGGACAGUGUUGAUACAAAAACGAAAAAAUCCCGUGCCACAAGCUCGUCGAACGAUUCGGGCGCCCCACGCAGCCAGUUGGAUGAAGCUUUCGAUACCGAUGUGAACUUAACCGACUUGGACGAUGACUCCAGUCUGUACGGGUCCCAGUAUUCGUAUUGCAACUGUAGCUACUGCGAGGAGGAAGCAGACCGCAGCCAUUUCGACAACGUCCGGGGCAAUCGGUUCUCUUUCUGCGACAGGUAA
This is a messenger RNA of Uranotaenia lowii, 2244 nucleotides long. RefSeq lists its product as uncharacterized. The transcript has 4 exons. The record is from RefSeq and is a predicted model, not a curated record. NCBI's taxonomy places the organism in Eukaryota, Metazoa, Arthropoda, Insecta, Diptera, Culicidae. The coding region runs from base 1720 to 2244 and encodes 174 amino acids.